AUGAGUAAACAAUCGACAAUAAGCAGAUUUUUUAAAUCUGUUAAAAAGGAGGAUAAUGAGAUAUCCGUAUCCAAUGAAUUCCAAGAAUCUCAAUUAGGGACAUCACAGGAAACAAGCAUUUGUCUAGAUGACUUGAAUGAUGAUGAAUUGCUCAAUGAACAGAGUUUUAACGAAAGGAAUAAAAAUAUCGAGCCGAUGACCCCCAAAACUAUGAAUACGAACUCGUUUCCUGUGAGAGAGACUGACCCUUCCGAUGACAUAUUUGCUGAAAAUGUUAAAUGGAAAUACCAGACUGCGAAUAAUGAUGUGACUUCUAACCAUUUAAUAAAUAUCAACCAGCAAAUAAAUGAAUUCGACAAGAAACUAAACAAUAUUAUGAAAAAGAGAAGUUUUGGAAUUUCAGGUUCAAUAAUUGAUGAUGAGCAGUUAGACAAUUUGAGUGAUAGCCCUGAAAUGCCAUCAAAAAAGAGGAAGACGAAUGACUCCAGGAAAUUAACUCCUUUAGACCAACAAGUAAAAGAUUUGAAACUGAAAAACAUGGACAAACUAUUAGUUAUUAGAGUUGGAUACAAAUAUAAAUGUUUCGCUCAAGAUGCCGUAGCUGCUAGUAAAAUUCUACAUAUCAGACUAAUACCUGGUAAAUUAACAAUGGAUGAAUCCAAUCCUCAAGAUGUAAAUUAUAAACAAUUUGCGUAUUGUUCCUUUCCUGAUAUCAGACUAAACGUUCAUCUCCAACGGUUACUAUACCAUAAUUUGAUUGUCUCAGUAGUUGAACAAUCAGAGACCACUGCAAUUAAGAAGAAUUCAACAAACAAGAGUAGCGUUUUUGUAAGAGAGAUUGCAAAUACCUUUUCGAAGGCUACCUAUGGAGUUAAUAACUCUUUCAAUUCUUCCCGUACUAAAGGAGAGAUUUUAGGAAAUUCAAAAAGUAUCUGGGUACUAUCAAUACAAGACGUUAAUAAUAUAUUGCUAAAAUAUGUUCUAUUUUCUAUUAAUCUCAAUAGUGGCGAAAUUGUAUUUGAUGAAAUUACCGAAAACAGACAAUCUACUGACAGUUUGCAUACUAGGAUAAAAUACUUACAACCUACUGAGUGUGUCAUAAUUUCUAAAAAUACACUGUCAGCCAAUAUUUGUAACUUGUUUAAGAAUAUUGAUUGUACGAUACACCACGAUACAGAAAAUUCGGAAUUCGAAAGUGACACCCUGGAUGAGGAUGAAAUUGCCAACCUCAAGGAUACUAUUGAAACGCUUAUUCCAAUUCUACAAACAACAAAAGAAAAAAUGUCUCCUAUAUUCACAUUAUACUCAUAUUUGAAACAAUAUUCAAAUGAAAGAUCUUUAUUAAUAUCUUCAAACUACAAAUUAUUCUUGUCAGAGUUGUACAUGAUAUUAGACCACAAUGCCCUCGAUAGUUUGAAUAUAUUUUCAAAUAACGGUAAAAAAGGUUCAUUAUUUUGGAUAUUAGAUCACACACGAACACCAUUUGGAUCGAGAGAGCUAUACAAUUGGGUGUCGAGACCAUUAAUUAACAAAGAAGAGAUUGAAAAUAGAUUAGACGCGCUAGACUGCAUGUUAAAAGUUAUAGGUGAUAUUUUUUUUGAUUCAUUAAACCAGAUAUUAACAAAAACUCCUGAUUUACUUAAGACGCUAAAUAGGAUAUCCUACGGAUCUACUUCCAGAAAUGAAGUUUAUUAUUUUCUAAAACAACUUGUAAGCAUAGGUGAUCACUUUCAAUUACAUGAAAAAUACGUGAAGGACAACAUCCUAUCUGAUACUUCAAAUAUUUUUAAAAAUGCACCUCUUCUUUCCCAAAUAUUUUCCAGAAUUAAUGAAUAUUUUGCUGAAAAUAUUCUUCCAAAGCUCUUAUCUAUGAUAAAUAUUAAUGCUGCUUUAGAUCGGGACCACAUAAAACAAAUCACUGAGUUCUUUAAUUUAAAUAACUAUGACAAUCCAGAUGAAAUUCUUAAGAUUCAACGAGACAUAGAAGAAAUCAAAAUGGAGCUGAAAGAAAGUCUUUAUGGAAUUCGGAAAUUACUGAAAAGGCCCCAAUUAGAAUAUAAAAAUGAUACAGAGUAUUUGAUCGAAAUUAGAAACACUCAAAUCAAAAAUAUUCCUCAUGAUUGGGUUAAAGUAAAUAACACCAAAGUGGUCAGUAGAUUUGCGACCCCAAUCACCUUAAAACUUGUAGAAAAACUUAAUUACGAAAAAGAGCUUCUUUUGAAUGAAUGUAAAAAACAGUACAAAAGAUUUUUGGAGAUGAUUAAUGACGAAUACGUUAACAUAAACAGAGUAAUACAUGAACUGGCAACCUACGAUUGUAUUCUAUCAUUAGCUGCUACUUCAUGUAAUGUGAAUUAUUGCAGACCAAAAUUUAAGUCUCAUUGUUCAGAAGAAAAACAGUAUAUUAACAUAAAGGAGGGUAGAAAUCCUGUUAUAGAAUCACUUGAUAUAACAUAUGUUCCUAAUAAUGUCCAAAUGGCACAACAUGAUAGUCGAAUAAAUAUCAUCACAGGUCCAAAUAUGGGUGGUAAAUCAUCUUAUAUUCGCCAAGUGGCACUACUGCUUAUAAUGGCCCAAAUUGGGUCUUAUGUUCCUGCGGUGUCAAUGGAAUCAUCAUUGUUUGAUAAUAUACUGACAAGAAUCGGAGCUCAAGAUAAUAUAUUAGAAGGGCGAUCCACCUUCAAAAUGGAAAUGGAAGACAUGCUAAGAUGUAUAUCUCAAUGUACCUCAAAAUCAUUAUUGUUAUUGGACGAAGUGGGGAGAGGAACUGGGACCAUUGAUGGGAAAGCUAUUUCGUAUGCGUUAUUAAAAUAUUUUUGUGAAUUGUCCGAGGACUGCCCUCUUGUUCUUUUCACAACCCAUUUUUCUGAAUUAGGGGCUUCCUUUGACUCCCAGCUAUUGAAAAAUUACUAUAUGGAUUUUGUUGAAGAACACAGAGCUGGAGAAAGUUGGCCUAGUGUUGUAUUUUUAUACACACUAAAACCAGGCAUUAGUAACGAUUCAUAUGGGUUAAAUGUAGCGAGAUUAGCGAAUGUCGAGAAUGAUAUAAUCUCAAAGGCAUAUGAAAAAUCUUCUGAAUUGAAAUUAUUUGAAAGAGAGUAUCUAAAAUUACUUGAAUUACCUAUACAAUUACGAGAUGCUGUUCAAGUUAAGAGAUAUUCUGAAAAUGUUCAAUCCACAACCAUUAUAGACAAAUUCAAGAAGCUCAUGGAUAUGGACAUUUCUGAACUAUGA
Maudiozyma barnettii is the source of this 3234-nucleotide messenger RNA. It is a transcript of the gene MSH3, whose product is annotated as mismatch repair protein MSH3. Lineage: Eukaryota; Fungi; Ascomycota; Saccharomycetes; Saccharomycetales; Saccharomycetaceae. Gene Ontology annotation, biological process: mismatch repair. The coding region runs from base 1 to 3234 and encodes 1077 amino acids. The transcript has a single exon. Gene Ontology annotation, cellular component: MutSalpha complex; nucleus. Gene Ontology annotation, molecular function: ATP binding; ATP-dependent DNA damage sensor activity; mismatched DNA binding. The record is from RefSeq and is a predicted model, not a curated record.